Colletotrichum truncatum is the source of this 2715-nucleotide messenger RNA. RefSeq lists its product as uncharacterized. Lineage: Eukaryota; Fungi; Ascomycota; Sordariomycetes; Glomerellales; Glomerellaceae. The record is from RefSeq and is a predicted model, not a curated record.
AUGGAGCGAAAUUCACGAGAAGGAUCGCCCGCGAGCGGCGUCACUGCCAAAAGCCAAUCAACAGUCCCCAUCCCACAGAGAAUCGAAAGUAUGAUCGAUCCAGCAGUAUGGGGCAACUGGGCAAUCGACCUUACAAACGCUAGCCCACAGCAACUGGGUUCCUAUAUGGGUUUCCUACUUGAGACCUAUGAGAAGAGGAAUCUCACGGGCCUCGAGCUAUGGAACGAAGUUUCUCCCGAUUUCGCCGACUGGUCAGAAGAAGACUUCCAGAACGUACCUCCCCCAAUCCUACGAUUCUUCAGAGACUAUUUAAUCGGUAACGGCGUCUACGUCGAAAUGGAUGGCAAGAAAAUCUCGAAAAACGUGGCAUUAGCCCUCAAAAAGGAAGAAUUCCACUACUGGUCACCCCAAGAACUCGAACAAGGCGUCAAGAGAUAUCGCAACCUGAAGGCUCUGAUAAAAGACCCCGAAUUCCACGAAGAGAUCACGAGACCGGCAACAGUAGCCAACAGCACAGGAGGAAGAGUCGAACCAACCCUACAGCCACCUCCUCCACAAGAACAACAACAGUGGCAACUACCGUACCGACCGCCACAUCCCACGGUCUCUCCGUUAACAGACUUCCAACCAUACGAGUCAACAGACCGUAUCGGAAAGCAAUUAACAGAAUUCGCGAAACUAUACCCCGACGAUAUGAAAUACAGCGGCGAUAUGUACGAUGUACGCGAAAAGAAGGGCUGGACCGGACCGUUUACUUUAGCAGCCAUAAACGGCGAAACCUGUACUGUCGAUACGCCACGUGGUCCGAAGACCUUCCGGUCUACCGUAGUCAAACCAUACUACGAAGAUCCCGAUCAACCACCUAAUUCCAUCGCCGCGCCAGAAGAAGAAGAACCCGAAGCUGAGAUACCGCAGCAGGAAGUAGUACGCGACGAAAUUAUCGUCGCCGGCGGAGGCAGUGAACCGGACGAACCGCAAGAGGCACCGGAGCCACCGAGAAGACGCCCGGGCAGACCCCGGAAGAGACCACUGCCAAUCGCCCACUUCACAGAGGAAUUCAACGAUGACCCGGAUUAUCAACAAAUAUUCCUAUCGAUUAAGGAGCAAGCAGACGAAGAAUUGGCAAUCAAACUACGACGAGAAGGUGUUAUUACUACACCAGGCGAACCGUUCGAACAGUCAACUAAACAAGAGAUCAACAGCCUCAUCGCUAGAGGAGUGUUCAAAUUCACCCAGUUCAAUAAGAGAAGGCACCAGAACGUACGAAUCUUCCGAUCUCGUAUCGUCAACGAAGUCAAGGGUAAAACAACCGAACCCUACGAGAAAUCGAGACUUGUAAUACAGGGUUACGCCGACGAUGGCAAGAAGGCUAUAUUGACCCAAUCGCCAACGAUUCAGCGGGCGAGUCAACGGCUAAUUCUGUCAAUUACCCCGUCACUCCUACGAGAAGGGAAACAACUAUGGCUUCGAGAUAUCACACAAGCCUACGUUCAAUCCUCCACAAGGCUCAAUCGUACUAUUCUCGCCUACCCACCGAAGCAAAUUCAAGACCAGUACCCAAAAGGGACCAUUAUGGAGGUUGUGAAGCCUCUGUACGGAAUCGCAGAAGCUGGAACCCACUGGUGGGCAACGUAUCACAAGCAUCACAGAGAGAAUCUCCAGAUGGUUACUUCUUCGUACGAUCCAUGCCUAUUGAUCUCAUCUACCGAAAAUCCACACUUUGGCUGUAUCGGCAUGCAAACCGACGAUACCCUCGGUUUGUCAGACAAGGCGUUCUCACAAUUAGAAGACGAACAGUUAGAAAAAGCGGCUUUUACGGCAAAAGCGAAGAAUAUCCUCACAAUUGACGAACCCCUCCAAUUCAACGGAGGGAUAAUCGCGCUGUCAACCGACAAUUCGAUCAAUUUGAGGCAAAAGGGACAAGCCAAGAAGUUACGAUGUAUUGAGACUACUAAACCCAACCCAAAACAGCAAUAUGUCGAACAACGCGCCAGAGGGGCGUACAUCGCGUCAAUUUGCCAACCCGAGGCCUGUUUCGAUUUAUCCACUGCUGCCCAACACCAAGACCCCUCGCCAGAAGCGAUAAAAGCACUGAAUCAACGGAUUCGAUGGCAAAUAGAAUCGCCUAACCGAGGAAUAACGUUUAUCCCACUCGACCUUACAACAGCCAAGCUAUUCGUUUUCGUUGACGGGUCGUUCGCUAAUAACCACGACCUCUCCUCCCAAUUAGGGUUUCUGAUCAUCCUAGCCAACGACACUUCCUCUGACAGCAACAACGGAGAAUUCACGAUUCACGGUAACCUCGUUCAUUACAGCUCUACGAAGAGUAAACGAGUCACCCGCAGCGUAUUAGCGUCAGAGAUCUACGGGAUGGUCGCUGGCGUCGAUAUGGCCUACGCCCUCGCCACAACCCUGGCGACAAUCACUGACCACCUCAACCUACCAACGAUUCAGACAGUUGUCUGUACCGAUUCUUAUUCGCUGUACGAGUGUCUCGUGAAGCUGGGCACUACCAAAGAAAAGCGACUCAUGAUCGAUAUCAUGGCGUUGAGACAAUCGUACGAAAGACGAGAACUACAAGAAAUUCGUUGGAUUAACGGCGAAGACAACCCUGCUGAUGCCCUCACGAAGAGCAAACCAAAUCGAGCCCUCGAGAGAUUCGUUGAUAGCAACACGAUAACGAUACGUAUGGAGGGAUGGGUAACAAGACCGUAA